UUGAACAUGAUGACAUCUGCGCUUGUAUUCUCUCUGACAUGUUUGUUUUGGGCUCAGACAACAGCUCUGAAAUUGCCCCCAACAAUUCAUCAAGACAAAAGUUUCAAAUCACUUGAAACUGGAAAUAGCUUGGCUCUGACAUGUUUCUAUGAAAAUAAUUUUCCUGCAAGGAUUUACUGGUAUAAACAACCCAUUGGACAGAAGCCACAGCUCAUCUCUUCCUUCUACAAGUUUGAAAAAAAUGGAACUUUAUACGGUGAAUUCAAGAACAAUCAACGCUUCACACUGGAUACAAGGGACGGUAACAAUCACUUGAAGAUCUCAGAUCUGCGUAUUUCAGACUCUGCUGUUUAUAACUGCAUAAGUAGCUAUUUAUCCACCUUAGAAAUAUUAGAGAGCACAGCUGUCAGUGUGACGGGUUCAGCUUCAGUGCUUCAGUCAGCAUCUGAGAUCAUCCAGCCAGGAGGCUCUAUGACUCUGAACUGUACAGUACACACUGGGACCUGUGAUGGAGAACUCAGUGUUUACUGGUUCAAACACUCUCAGGAAUCUCAUCCAGGACUCAUUUACACCCAUGGAGGCAGGAAUGAUCAGUGUGAGAGAAAAGACAACACACAAACACACACCUGUGUCUACAACUUGCCAAUGAAGAGCCUGAAUGUUUCUCAUGCUGGGACCUACUACUGUGCUGUUGCUUCAUGUGGACACAUACUGUUUGGAGACGGGACCAAGCUGGACUCCCAAGACAAAGGUGACUCUCCUGUUUUGGUGUAUUUCUUGAGUGGAGCCUUGACACUCACCACCAUCCUGGUAGUUUUACUGGCUCUCUCAGUGUUCAAGAUGAGGAAGAGAAACACUUAUCAGUCAACAGAGUCUCAAGCAAGCUUUUCUGCUCCCUCAACAUCAAAUGCAGAGGGUCAUGGAGACGCAGAAAACCUCCAUUAUGCUGCUUUAAGUGUCAAGCUGCCCAACAGAUCAAGAAAACAGAGGAACAACACCAACAAUGAAUGUGUGUACUCCAGUGUGAAGCCCUAGAACUGGACCUGUUUCGGUGGGAAUAGCAUGGGAACGUCAACCACAGCCAUCAGGACACCUACUCAUGUUACAAAAUCUGCUUGUUCUGGCUGACAUUUUUAUGAUGCUUGAUGGAAAAUCAACAUUGUACUGCACUGUAGAUCUGUCCAAUAAUUUUGAACCUGUUGAUCAUAAUGUUUAUUAAAUAUUCUGCUUGCCAUGAGUCUUGAUUAAUCUCCUUUCCAUCUGGUUCAGAUCACAUUUUAAAUAAAUUUCAUAUGGUGUCAAACCAAGUUCCAAGUGGGUUAAGGAAUUUGACUUUUUAUCUGGUGAUCGUUUUCUCUUCCGUGUCUCUGAGCUCAGUGUAGCCUUUGAUAAGUCUGAAGUAAACCAGUCCUGUUUCUGACUGUUAUGCAGCAACUGUA
Molecule: messenger RNA, 1439 nt
Organism: Acanthopagrus latus (yellowfin seabream)
Lineage: Eukaryota; Metazoa; Chordata; Actinopteri; Spariformes; Sparidae
Exons: 5
Coding region: 7-1035 (342 amino acids)
Biological process (GO): response to bacterium
Source: RefSeq, a predicted model, not a curated record